Molecule: messenger RNA, 1791 nt
Organism: Pristis pectinata (smalltooth sawfish)
Lineage: Eukaryota; Metazoa; Chordata; Chondrichthyes; Rhinopristiformes; Pristidae
Product: actin-binding protein WASF3-like
Exons: 9
Coding region: 172-1683 (503 amino acids)
Biological process (GO): actin cytoskeleton organization; positive regulation of Arp2/3 complex-mediated actin nucleation
Cellular component (GO): cytoskeleton
Molecular function (GO): protein kinase A regulatory subunit binding; actin binding; Arp2/3 complex binding
Source: RefSeq, a predicted model, not a curated record
GCGGCAGCUACAACUUCGCUUCCCUUGCCAGGAGCUCCAGGAAAGAUGAAAGCUCUGGGAGGAAAAGACGUCUUUGUCGGCCAGGUACCGGGGCUUUAACACUUCCUACGUCUCCAUCAGGCCCAUGAAACAGCAAGAGCAGCAGGAAAUUGAUGUCUAUUUGAAUUAAAGAUGCCACUCAUUAAGAGGAUCAUUGAACCACGGCAUCUGUGUCAUGGGGCCUUACCAGAAGGUGUCACCAGUGAGUUGGAAUGUGUGACAAACAGCACAUUAGCUGCCAUUAUAAAGCAGCUUGGCAGUCUCAGUAGACAUGCUGAAGAUAUAUUUGGAGAGCUUUUUAAUGAAGCUAACAAUUUCUGUAUGCGAGUUAAUUGUCUCCAGGAGAGAAUUGAUUGCCUGGCAAUUAAAGUCACCCAACUAGAUUCCACUGUGGAAGAAGUCUCGCUGCAGGACAUCAACAUGAGGAAAGCAUUUAAGAGUUCAACCACACAAAACCAGCAGGUGGUUUCACGGAAUACUAUUCCAAAUCCAGUGUUGGAAAUGUUCCAGCAAUGUGACAAGCCUCCACCUCUCAAUAUCCUGACACCAUACAGGGAUGACAGAAAAGAUGGACUGAAAUUUUACACAGAUUCUUCCUAUUUCUUCAAUUUGUGGAAGGAGAAGAUGCUGCAGGCCACAGAGGAUAAAAGAAAGGAAAAACGAAGGCAAAAGGAGCAGAAACUGGUAGAAGAUGCCACUCGUGAGGUGAAGAAAGUCCGCAAAGCUCGAACCAGGCGGCCAGAGUGGGACAUGAUGGGACGUGAUAAAGAAUUUAGAGCUGAUCACAGGUUCUCUCCAUCACCAUACCAUGCUGCAUCUUCUGAAGGAUCAGUAUCACCAGAUACCAGGUCCUAUGUAUCUGAUGUUGGAGAGCUUUCGUAUCCUGCUAGUCCAAAUCAUCCUGUUCAGCAGUCUGCAGUUUCUUAUGUACCUGAUAAUAAAGAGCUUUUAACAGCUGUAACCCAGGCACAGGAUCGUGCAUACAGAUUACCUACCACAAAUAUUAGGCAAACCUCACUUACUAGAGCUCAGCAACCCCACCUGACGCAACCUGCUGAGGCUAUCCUCAAUGGGCCAAGACCUCAGCUUCUGAAAGACUACAGUGCACAGCCAGUGCAGUUGGCAGAGUACUACACACCACCUGUUCCUGCUCCUCCUCCUCCACCGCCUCCCCUCAUUCCUUCAGCCCAAACUGCAUUUGACAGUCCUAUCUCUGCACCUCCCCCACUUGCACUUGGAUCAGUGGCAGCUGCGGGCCGCACAUACACCCCUUCACCACCUCCACCUGCGCCUCCAUUGUCUUAUACCCCACCUCCUCCUGGCCCUCCUGCUGCACCGCCGCCUCCUCCACCUGGCCCACCCCUGUUGGUCCCCUCUCCCUUGCACACUGCCUCACCACCAUCUGCAACUGAAAUAAAGAAAGUCCAAGCAACUCUAAUGCCAAUCAGUGAUGCUCGAAGUGACUUGCUCGCUGCUAUUCGAAGAGGAAUUCAGCUUCGAAAAGUACAAGAACAAAGAGAGCAAGAAGCCAAAAAGGAACCCGUUGGGAAUGAUGUGGCGACCAUAUUAUCUCGCAGAAUUGCGGUAGAGUACAGUGAGUCUGACGAUGACUCAGAACUGGAUGAGAAUGAGUGGUCUGAUUAGCAAGCUCACUUAGGAUAUUUAAAUCAUGUUUGGAGUGACCCAGCCUUAGGGUUUUCUGUUUGUUUUUCAGGAGUGGGGUGCAGAUACAUUUACAUAGUUAAUGUAACC